AUGCGCUACAUUCUGGUCUCGGGCGGUGUGAUUUCCGGUGUCGGAAAGGGCAUUAUUGCCUCGUCCACCGGCCUGCUUCUCAAAACCCUCGGACUCCGAGUGACCUGCAUCAAAAUCGAUCCUUACCUGAACAUCGAUGCCGGCACCAUGAAUCCCAAGGACCACGGAGAGUGCUUUGUCCUGGACGACGGUGGCGAGUGCGAUCUGGACCUUGGACACUACCAGAGAUACCUGGGCAUCAACCUGUCCCGAGACCACAACAUCACAACCGGCAAGAUCAACUUGGAAGUUGGUCUGCGGGAGCGCCGCGGCGACUACUUGGGCAAAACCGUCCAGGUCGUUCCCCACGUCACCAACCUCAUCCAGGAGUGGAUCGAGCGCGUUGCCAGAAUCCCCAUCGACGAGUCGGGCGCCGAGCCCGAUGUCUGCAUUGUUGAACUUGGCGGCACAGUCGGUGAUAUCGAGAACAUGCCCUUCGUUGAAGCCCUCACACAACUCCGCCACAGGAUCGGCAAGAACAACUUUGUCAACAUCCAGGUCUCAUAUGUUCCCGUCAUCAACGGCGAGCAAAAGACAAAGCCCACCCAGCACGCUGUCAAGAGCAUACGCAGUGCUGGUCUCAUCCCCGAUUUGAUUGCCUGCCGUUGCGAGCGUCCCCUCGAACCCGAUACCAUCAAGAAGAUCGCCCUUCACUGCCAGGUCGAGACUGAGCAGGUGAUUGCCGUCCGAGACAUGCCCACCGUAUACCAGGUGCCUCUGCUCCUCAAGGAGCAAGGCCUUUCCGAUGUUCUAGGCGAGCUACUGGCGCUGGACAAGGUAACACCCGAGCCGGCCCAAGUCAAGAUGGGUGCAGAGAUUUGGCAGAAGUGGAAGGAUGUCAUCUCAAAGACGUACACCGAGACGGUCGACAUUGCCCUGGUUGGCAAGUACGUCGAGCUUCACGACAGCUACCUCAGUCUCUACAAGUCGCUGGAGCACGCGGCUAUUUUCUGCAAGCGCAAGCUGAACCUGAUCUGGGUCAACUCGGAGCACCUCGAGAACUCGACCCGGGAGGUUGACCCCGCCCUGUACCACAAGGCGUGGCACGAUGUCUGCUCAGCAGCCGGCGUGGUUGUCCCCGGAGGUUUCGGCGAGAGAGCGACCGAGGGCAUCAUCAAGGCCACCCAGUGGGCGCGAGAGCACAACACGCCCUGGCUGGGUAUCUGCUUCGGCAUGCAGCUGGCCGUCUGCGAAUUUGCGCGCAACGUGUGCGGACUUACCGGGGCCACUUCCGAGGAGUUUGAGGAGCAGGCCGAGCACCCCGUCGUCAUCUUCAUGCCUGAGGGCUCCAAGGAGACCAAGGGCGGCACCAUGCGCCUUGGCCUGCGCACCACGCACUUCCAGCCGGGCAGCGAGGACAGCAAGCUCCGCGCCAUGUACGGCAACGCCGACGUUGUGGACGAGCGCCACCGUCACCGCUACGAGGUCAACCCGGCCUAUGUCGACGAGCUCGAGAAGGCUGGUUUGUCCUUUGUCGGCAAGGACGAGACCGGCAGGCGCAUGGAGAUUAUCGAGAUCAAGAACCACCCCUACUUCGUCGGCGUCCAGUACCACCCCGAGUACAUCAGCUCGCCGCUUACUCCAUCCCUCCCGAUUCUCGGCCUGGUGGCCGCCGCCCUCGGAUGCCUCGACGAAGUCACCAAGGAGGUUUGCCUGGAGAGAACCCGCAACAAUGGCACCGUGAACGGCACUGCUUGGGUGUGA
Trichoderma citrinoviride is the source of this 1743-nucleotide messenger RNA. Its product is annotated as CTP synthase. The transcript is spliced from 8 exons. The coding region runs from base 1 to 1743 and encodes 580 amino acids. Gene Ontology annotation, biological process: pyrimidine nucleobase biosynthetic process; CTP biosynthetic process. Lineage: Eukaryota; Fungi; Ascomycota; Sordariomycetes; Hypocreales; Hypocreaceae. Gene Ontology annotation, molecular function: identical protein binding; CTP synthase activity. The record is from RefSeq and is a predicted model, not a curated record. Gene Ontology annotation, cellular component: cytoplasm; cytoophidium.